Molecule: messenger RNA, 1126 nt
Organism: Vitrella brassicaformis
Lineage: Eukaryota; Vitrellaceae
Source: the annotation of a GenBank genome assembly
CGCAUGUGUAUGGCGCUACCCGUCCUGCUUCUCGCCGUUGCUGCGGCUAUCGAGGCUCACGCGGUGCGGACGACGGCAAACAACGAGCCGCUCCUCCCCACAUCUCAGCCGCUGGGCCCAGACCAGGAGGGAAUCAGGCAGCCCGGUUCUCAAAAAGGUGAUGAUGAUGCUGUAGUUGGUCAGCCCAUCGCUGUUCAUCGCCGCAACAGCACCACCAAGGCGCAGGGGGAAGGCUUGGCUCCUCCGUCUGAAGGCCACGCGACCCGUUCGCGCGAGAAGGCCUCCCUUCGGUCAUCCGAUGCUAGCCGGCUCAUUGCUGAUAGCGACACAGGUCAUCCCCAUUCUCGCAGGCGUGAAGGCGCGUCAGAUGGCGGGUCAGAUCUGGAUGGCGCACUUGAGGGUCACACAGGGAGGCGGCAAUCGAGCCUGUCAUCGAUAAUCGACGAGACUGUCGCGGGCGUGCCCAAGAGUAAGGAGGGAAGACAUACAAACAGAGAGGAGUGACGUGAAGGCGGACUGUGUAACACUCUCUCUCCCCUGUGUUGAAAUGUCAGUCCCUGGCGUGUUCGAUGCGCUGUGGCACGGCCACACCCUGACGGCGAAACAGCGGCGAAUCGUUUUCCUGGUCCUGCUGGAUCUUAUCGCAAUGGGCCUCUUCCUGGCUUUCGUCCCCUGUGUGCUCGCAAUGGUAAGACAGACAGACAGACAGACACGCAGGCAGAGAGAGAGCACGGAUGGGUGGGGGAUUGGUCUGGAGGACGCGGUCCUGUGUUGCGGCUGGUUGUGUCUGCAGUCGAAACGGCGGCCACCGACACCACGGGCAGCCAUCCACUCGUUGACGCCUGUAGAUGAAUAGACUGCCUGAGUCCUGACUGAAGGCAGGUCUUCCCCACCCUGCCCUGCCUGCCUGCGUGUCUAGAUGCUUAGAUGGAAUGACCGAUGUGUAAGAGCGGGCCUGUGCCGCACUCUCUCCUCUCUUGUCCCGGCUUUGCUGCUGGUAUGGUCGUCGCCGAAGGUGGAAGGCCCUAUCCACACCUCCCUGAGUUGGCAGGCAGUCAUCGCGUGAGCAGCGAGCCAAGGAAAUGGAAGAGAGGUGGGGCGGUGCGGAUGGGCUGGGAUGGGCGGA